Molecule: messenger RNA, 1674 nt
Organism: Ophidiomyces ophidiicola
Lineage: Eukaryota; Fungi; Ascomycota; Eurotiomycetes; Onygenales; Onygenaceae
Exons: 4
Coding region: 1-1674 (557 amino acids)
Source: RefSeq, a predicted model, not a curated record
AUGCCUGCAAAAGUGAUCGACGAGGAGCAAUUACCAGCAUCGGCGCCAGAUGAAAAUGAGCUGCUUGAUGUAAUCAUUAUCGGUGCCGGCCCAUGCGGGCUGGGAGUUGCUUCCCGGUUACAGGAGGAGACACCUGCAGCUGUGUUCACGGAUGAGGAGCAUCAACGUUAUCACUGGAUAAAGAAACAUACAGGGCGAAUGCCCCUCUUGCAGGCUCACCAUGGAAAAAUGAAGGGUGUGAAGGCCACAAAAUAUAAUGCAAUCAAAGCGGAUAGCGAAGGUAUCAAAUAUUCAGCUCUUGAAAGGCCACGGUACUCGACACUUAUUUUGGACUCGUCGGGAGAUCAGUGGCUGUCCAAGUGGAGGCGGUCUUUCCGCUUGCUAGAAAUUCCGCAGCUGAGAAGCCCGAUGUUUUUCCACGUUGACCCUGCGGAUCUUGAUGGAAUGCUUGCUUAUGCAAGAGAAACACAAAGAGAGAAAGAACUCUGGGAGCUCCCUGGGUGCGUUGGAAAAGAGUUGAGCAAACACAAAAAGAAAAAACGAUCGAAUGCACAAACGACAGGAGAACCCGAGAUCGAUGAGCGAGAUCGAAAAGACUAUUAUUCACCAGGAACUGAUUUCUUUUUUGAUUAUUGCGAUUCAAUCGCUGCCCGGUACAAGUUGGACAACUUAGGGCGGAUUCUAAAACAAGAGGUUGACAGCAUAAAGUUCGAUUAUCACCCACACUUAUCAGAGACAGAUAAAAUUUUUACAGUAGCCACCAAAGAAGGGAGGAUAUUCUGUAGUCGUGCGGUGGUGCUGGCAGUUGGCCCAGGGGAGGAAAGGAAUUUUCCCUGGAAGCUCUCAGCAGAAGAGAAAAAAGGGGCGAGUCAUAUUUUUGAUAUAAUGAGACUUCCAAGUCCAGUUAUCAAAGAGAAGAUAAAGGCACGUCGUGAGACCAAUGUCCUAGUGGUUGGUGGCGGACUUACCUCUGCUCAAAUAUCAGAUGUUAUAAUCAAGAAAGGGACAACGAAAGUAUGGCUACUCAUGCGAAGUGACCUCAAAGUUAAAUACUUUGACGUACCUCUUAACUGGGUUGGUAAAUUCAAGAAUUAUGAGAAGGCUGUUUUCUGGUCGGCGGAUGACGAUGACGAGCGACUCCAAAUGAUUCUUGUGGCACGGAACGGUGGCAGUAUCAACCCAAGAUAUCACAAGAUCCUCAAAGACCACGUCGCGAACGGGCGAGUUUCGCUCCAUACGCGAACACAAAUCAGCACAAAGAAAUAUGACCCAUGCUCCAGGACAUGGGCGAUCACCACAGACCCGCCAAUACCGGACCUGCCUGCGAUGGAUUACAUUUACUUUGCGACUGGUGUCAAGACCAACGUAAAUGAAAUGCCCAUGUUGAGAUACAUUAACCAGGAGUACCCGAUUGAAAGCAAAGACGGAAUGCCUUGUAUCACAAACGACCUCAUGUGGAAGGACGAUAUGCCGCUGUUCUGUACCGGACGGCUAGCGACGUUACGUCUCGGACCAGCUGGGCCAAACCUCGAGGGUGCAAGGGGAGGAGCAGAGCGUAUAGCUUGGGCACUGGACGAGAUCUUAGGCAAACGGGAAUACGAGGCCGAUGAACCAUCUCGAAUCGCAUUUUCUGGAUUGGGAAACCGAUACGCCGGGCUUUCUAAUGUAGAGUGA